AAGACAGUAAGAUCAUAAGAAUAAAGUUGUAUUUAGGCGGAAGAGAGGGUUUGAGGGGCGGAAGCAAAGAUGAAGGAAGCGGAGGAGCAACUAUGCGAGGCGGCAAGGAAGGGUGACACUGACAGAGUGAAGGCUCUUAUAAACUCCGGCGCCGACGUCACAUAUUUCGACGGCGAGGGCCUCAAUCCUCUGAUGCACGCCGCAAAGCUCGGCCAUGCACCCGUCCUCUCCCUCCUCCUCUCCGCCGGCGCCCCCUGGAACGCUCUUUCUCCCUCCAACCUCUCCGCCGGCGACUACGCCAUGCAAGAAGCCCACAGCGAAGCCUUCGAGCUUCUCCUCAACGCCGGGAUUCAGGCCGAACUUAUCCUGGGAACAAUCGCCAGGAAGGAUCAUAAGAACGGCGAUUCCGGUGACGAUUAUUUGGAAGACAGGGUGAGUUUCAGCGAAGACAAGCUUAUGGACGCUGAUAGCAAAGCUGUGAUGAUGGCGUGGGAGAAGCCGUUGAUGGAGGCACAUGCCAAAGCUGUUUGUUCCGGUGGUGCUCACGUGCUCAAUAUUGGGUUCGGAAUGGGUCUCGUGGAUUCGGCCAUUCAGCAAUAUUCACCUGCCUCACACACCAUCGUUGAGGCUCAUCCGGAGGUCUAUCAACGCAUGCUUCGCUCCGGUUGGGGUCAGAAGGAAAAUGUCAAGAUUGUUUUUGGCCGCUGGCAAGAUGUUUUGUCUCAGCUUCAAACAUAUGAUGGAAUAUUCUUCGAUACCUACGGGGAGUACUAUGACGAUCUGAGGGAGUUCCACCAGCAUCUCCCAACACUUUUGAAGCCUGGUGGAAUCUACUCUUUCUUCAAUGGCCUUUGUGGUAGUAAUGCAUUUUUCCAUGUUGUUUACUGCCAUUUGGUAUCUCUUGAGCUUGAGAAUUUGGGGUAUUCCACGCAAUUAAUUCCGUUGCCUGUUAAGGAUUGUUUGGGAGAACAAGUAUGGGAAGGUGUGAAACAAAAAUAUUGGCAGCUUGAUACGUACUACCUUCCUGUCUGUCAGUCUGUAGAGGAACCUGAGUGAUGUAAGAAAUACAUCUCCUGCACUUAAAGAAGAACUGCACCCUGUGCAGUUACUAAUUUUACGGUAGAUGCAAGUUUUUCUCUCCUUAAUAUAUUAAAGUUAAAGGAAUGACUAAAAUCUCAUGCAGUUAUUUUCAAAACUGUAGAGGAUCUUGAUCCAAGUGAUGUAUGGUUUGAUUUUAAUCACAUCAUCAAAAUUAUGUUCAGGUGAUGCGUUGUUGCUUGUGUAACGUACCAAAUGGAAUUGUAAGAAUAGUUAGAUUCAUAUCGA
Messenger RNA from Cajanus cajan (pigeon pea), 1326 nucleotides. RefSeq names its product ankyrin repeat family protein. The record is from RefSeq and is a predicted model, not a curated record. Gene Ontology annotation, molecular function: protein binding; protein-arginine N-methyltransferase activity. Gene Ontology annotation, cellular component: cytoplasm; nucleus. Lineage: Eukaryota; Viridiplantae; Streptophyta; Magnoliopsida; Fabales; Fabaceae.